CAAAAAUCGGCCCUGCCUAGUAGGCCUACAUUCAGUGGCAAUAUCUCAAGAUUUAGCAAAAAUACACCUUUAUUGAAUAUACAGUAACACGAAUACUACAAAUCCAAACUGUUAGCCCGGAGUUCAUAUCUAAUUAAAUAAGGAAUUACAGAUUACUGACAUUAUUUAAGUUUCAUUGCAUUACUAUCAAAUGUAAGCUUAUUCUACUUGCUCACUACCAAAUGUAAGCAUAUAAUACUUACAUAUGUUAGUUAAGCAAUGUGUCAAUAAUUUUAAGUUAAGUAACUUCACAUUAUUAAGUUUUAGUCAUGUUCGCAAUGCAUUAUGGGAAAGAGAAGGAUCUUUUAAUGUGCCGCAGCCACGUUUCCAGCUCGCAAUUUCUCAGUCGGACGCAACCCCACUUUGAACGACGGACUUGCACCACUUGCACCCUUCCACCGCGCUGUCUACACUUCCAAAGGAAGGACGCUGCACGGCUGCCUUAUCUACUGAAUCUGAAUGGCAAACGCGACCCACCAUCGGAGGGGCUCCACCGGCCUAGUGCCGGUGUCCUGGCGGUCGGUUCCUCCGAACUGCGGGUUCGACUCUGAUGGCCGGGAGGGUGUGCUGCGUCUCUUCCCGGGCCGGGCCGAUAUGAAGCGUGACCAAGACGCAUCGUCUGACUCGGGGGUCCCACCACGGGUCCCGCAGCGGGGUGGAGGUUCCAGGCUGAAACCUCCCCAGGUUUAUUGCGAGUUCAACAGAGUGGUGGGGAAAAAUCUCAAGGACAACUUCUUCGAUGCACUUGACCGUUUCUCUCCGAGCCUGAUGGACCUCUUCAGGAAGAAGAAGGGUGUCACUGGCCAAUUUCUGUCUGAGCUUUUAAGUCAGACAAAGACCACUGAGCCAACAGACAUCAGAUGCCUUUGUGUUCGGGGACUGCCAAUCAUCUUGGGGGAUAAGCCUUCUGCCUUCUUCAAGACCUGCACCGAUGCGGCUGAUAAGGAGGUGUACAGUCAAACUCCACUGGGAAUCCUCUGUGUCGGAGAAAAUCCUCAGCUCAACCCAUCUAGUGUGGCAAUCGUCUUGGAGGGGAAUGUGGUGAUGGAUGGACCGGCUAACCUGCCUCAGGCCUUCUGUGUCCUGUUCAGACUCAUUUAUGCCCUGCAACUGGAGUACCCAAAGUGCAUGAAAAACACUUUCCACUUUGUUCAGCAGGUGAUAUUAAAACUUGGUAAAGUUGAGCUGGCACCCAAAAUUCAGACUUUGAAAAAUCAGCUUACAUUGUGAAACGGGGUUCUGAAAAGUUAGCUACUGUUACAUAUGGCAAGUAUUUAGGCUUCCAUAUUGCAUUUUGUUGUUGUUGCAUGUUUGCACUGUUUGACCUAUUAAGCUUGUUGGCAUUUCCAUUUGUGUUUUAUUCUAUAAACUACUGACAACAUCUCUCCCAAAAGUCAUUUAGAGCAUUUAUUUGCAGAAAAUUACAACUGGUCAGAAUAACAGAGAAAAUGCUGUGUUUUCAAACCUCAAAUAAUGCAAAGAAAACAAGUUCUUCAUUAUUAAACAACACAAUACUAAUGUUUGAACUUAGGAAGAGUUCAGAAAUCAAUAUUUGGUGGAAUAACCCAGAUGUUUCAAUAACAGCUUUCAAUGCGUCUUGGUUGCUCGCCACCAGUCUGUCACAUUGUUGCUGGGUGACUUUAUGUCUCUCCUGGCACACAAACUCAAACAGCAAUGUGAAAGGUGUUGCAGCCAAGACGCAUGAAAGCUGUGAUUGCAAAUCUGGGUUAUUCCACCAAUUACUGAUUCCUGAGCCCUUCCUAUGUUAAAACAUUAGUAUUGUGUUGUUGAAAAAUGAAUUUUAAAUUGUUUUCUUUGCACUAUUCAAGGUCUGAAAACACUCAUUUGGUAUUUUUUGUAAAUAAACGCUCUAAAUGAGAAUAUUUGGAGUUUGGGAUAAAUGUUGUCAGUCAUUAAUUUAUAGAAUAAAACACAAAUGUUAAUCCAGUUUUUACCAAUAGUAAAACGAGAGAAACUGGUAAUUUUACAGAGGUCUCUUAAUUUUUUCAGAGC
Gymnodraco acuticeps is the source of this 2052-nucleotide messenger RNA. Its product is annotated as zinc finger BED domain-containing protein 1-like. Lineage: Eukaryota; Metazoa; Chordata; Actinopteri; Perciformes; Bathydraconidae. The coding region runs from base 499 to 1269 and encodes 256 amino acids. The record is from RefSeq and is a predicted model, not a curated record. The transcript is spliced from 5 exons.